AUGAAACCAUCAUUUUCAGUCACACAAGAAUUCAUCUUGAGAUUCAACCAAACAAAAAAUCCAAAAGAGGAAGAAAAAUUUUUGGACCUAGCUAGAAAAAGCAUUCUCAGAUGUAAGAGAAAAUUGGGUCUCAAAACCUUAGGCGCCGGGAAGCAUGUGCAUCUUCCUACCGCAUGGACUGAAGUAAUAUAUCUGGCUCAAUGCAAAGGAGAAAUCCAAGAUGAAGCUUUAAAUAUGCUUUAUGCUUCCCUGGACCAUGCUUCUUUUGAUUAUGAUCAUCUGCCUGCCUUAUUUUUUGUUGCGGAAUCAGUUUUAUAUAGACUCUGUUGUGAUGCAUUCCUAAAGACGUACUUAUAUUCAGUUGAAAUAAAGCUGGCAAAGAUUGGCUAUUUGGUCUUCUUACGACUUUUUAUAUAUUUCCUUCAUGGUCACCUAGAAAGUUUUAAACAACAUUUACUUAGACUUCAACCAUAUUUAUACGCACUUUCUUUCUCUGGAGAAUUAUAUUACAAGUAUCCAAACAUCUUUUCAAAUACGCGAUUCAUUCUGAAAACCAUGGAAAUUAUAUGUGAAAGAGAAUUCCUUUCUGAAUCAAUUUUUGGCCCUGUGGAAGACAAGAAUAGAUAUGAGAACAUAGAUUCUGAUAUGGAACAUUUGCAAUUUAAUCAGGGAGGAUAUGACGUUAACCACCUGCUCUGGCACUGUGUUGCUGCCUGGUCUUGUGUUCAGAAGAAUAGUCCUCAGUUGAAUAAGGUGCUUGAACAUCUCAUCUUUCAUAAAACACAGCUUCAAAAGGAACCCUGGUUGGAUUCAGCACUGGCUUUGUUGGUCCUUGGGGAGGCUGCCAAAUUAAACACGCUCUGCUUGAAAGCUUUAAUGGAACUAAUGAGAGAUUUUCUUUUAAGCAUUAUGUCUGUUCAGAAUCAGGAUGAAAGCUACAAGGUAGAUGAUUUUUCCUGGGCCUGGAAUGUAGUCUACAUGUACACAAUAAUUCUUGCAGAAAUCUGCUUGUAUGCGGCCACUUCCAAUUUGCGAAAAACUGCUUUAAUUGGUUUCUGUGACUGUAAAAGUUCACAAAAAAUUUUUUUAACCAUCGACAAAUCAAAAGAACAGCCAGAACUAAGGGAAACAAGUAUUUUAGGUCUUUUGGAAUAUUUCUCUUCAAAAAUAUCAGAUAAUUGUGAUCAAGUGAUAUGGACUGGCUACUAUGGCUUAGUGUAUAACCUGGUGAAAAUGUUGUGGGAACUUCGGGGAGAUGAGGAACAGGAUGGACUUAGAAACAUAAUCUGGCAAACAUUACAGAGAACAAAGGAUCAUGAGAAAGAUGGGCGAAUCCGUAAUGCAGUGAAUAUAGCUCAGGCUGAGUUAAAUGACCCAAAGGAUCCUUUCACUAGUUACAAUACAAAAGUUUCACCAAAUGUAGGGGAUGAAAUUUUCUCCAAAUAUAUAGGAUGGAGAAUUGCAAGCACACUUUCCAAACUGUUCUUCCCCUCCACUGAUGCCUGUGUUCUUCCUUUGAAAAAACCUUUGAUAAAACGGGAUCAAGUGAAAUGUCUGAAUAAAAAGGAUUCCAUGAAGAAGAGAGUUUUGCAUUCUACUGUAAGGGAACGUCCUUCUGUAUCAGAACAUCCCUUGUUUCCUUAUCCGGAUUUCUUCACCAGGGCAGAUGAAGAGUUGGCAAGAAUCAUUGACCAUCACUGGCAGGAAGAGCUGAAGAUCCGAGAGAAAGAAGACGCAAUAUGUGAGGCCAAAGAACAUGAAGAUAAAGAGUUAGAGGAAAAAAAUCACUUCAGAGAAAUUAUGAAGAGAAGAGAAGAGAAACUACACAAGCAAACCAAACCCUACGAGCUUCCUCCUAGGACUGAAGAAAUUUCAUUAGAAAAGAAAAUGCCCCCCCAAAAUUGAAGCCCGUACGCCAGAAAUUCAUUGCAUGAAGGAGACCAAGAUAGCUACAAGUUAGGAAAAAUUUCUUCUAAUUUACUGGAGGCCAUUUCUUGGAAAAGAGUUGUUAUCCUGGUGCAGUCUCUUUAAUAGUCAUAUCUUAGUCCUAAAUUAACAGUUAGCUCUGAAUCAUAUUUGAGUGAAGUGAUUUUCUACACAGUUGCAAGAAUACGGCUAGAGUUUUUCCUAAUUGACUCUUAUUUUGAUGAUAGAGCAUACGUAGCCAAUGAUUCUCAGAAUACUGAUAUUUAUCGGACAGUUAGAUGGAAAUGAAUUGCAAAUUAUUAAUGAGUCACAUAUACGAACUAUUUCUUGAAAACAGAAUGAGCAUCAACUGAAAAUCCUGUAAUAACUAUUAUACAAAUAAAAGAAG
Messenger RNA from Ceratotherium simum simum (southern white rhinoceros), 2314 nucleotides. NCBI's taxonomy places the organism in Eukaryota, Metazoa, Chordata, Mammalia, Perissodactyla, Rhinocerotidae. The record is from RefSeq and is a predicted model, not a curated record.